UCAAAAUGGCGCCGAACGCUUGUCACAUACCAUCGAAGAAGAAGCGCGUGUAGCAGUAAUAAUAGUUAUUAUUAUUAUUAUUAUAGUUUUUAUCGGGUGGAAUAAUGUUCCGUGUUGUGUUCAGAGAGCUGUGUGCGUUAAAACCACACAGAAUGAGUUAUAAAGGUGUUUGUGAGACUCAUAAUAAAGGAGGUGAGGAAGGUUUCACUGGAGAACAUGGGGUUGGGGAAAGCAGCUGGAUUUGCGGUUCUUCUACAGCAGUUGUGUCAACAAUACGCCCUAAUGUUCGGGUUCUACAGAACUUCAUCAGUGAAGAAGAGGAAGCGGAUUUCCUCCAAGAACUCGACCCCGGACUGAAGAGAAAAAGAUAUGAGUUUGAUCACUGGGAUGAUGCGAUUCACGGGUUCAGAGAGACGGAGCGGCUGCAAUGGGGUGGAACCUGUGGCCGUGUGGUGGAGCGGCUCCGAGUGGCAGCGUUUCCUGAGGGAAGUCCUUUAUUGGGCCCAGUUCACGUUCUGGAUCUGGACAAGGCCGGGUUCAUCAAACCUCAUGUAGAUAGUGUGAAGUUUUGUGGAAGCAUCAUCGCCGGUCUGUGUCUGCUGUCUGACAGCGUCAUGCGUCUGGUCAGUGUAGAGAACUCUGCAGACUGGGUGUGUCUGCUUUUACAGCGCCAUUCUCUCUAUAUACUGAGAGAUGAAGCUCGGUUUAAAUUUACUCAUGAAAUCCUGAAGGAUGAGGAAUCGUUUUUCUCAGGACGGAGAAUUCCUCGGCAGCGACGUAUCUCAGUCAUUUGCCGGAAUCUUCCACCUUAGCGAAUCCAUUAAUGUCCGACUGUCUGAUCUGUACACAUUUAAAUAAACUCUGGCAAACAAAUUCUUCACAAA
This is a messenger RNA of Tachysurus fulvidraco (yellow catfish), 884 nucleotides long. RefSeq names its product alkB homolog 7 (gene alkbh7). Gene Ontology annotation, cellular component: mitochondrial matrix. Gene Ontology annotation, biological process: DNA damage response; fatty acid metabolic process. The coding region runs from base 105 to 812 and encodes 235 amino acids. The record is from RefSeq and is a predicted model, not a curated record. The transcript has 4 exons. Lineage: Eukaryota; Metazoa; Chordata; Actinopteri; Siluriformes; Bagridae.